This is a messenger RNA of Rhinichthys klamathensis goyatoka, 951 nucleotides long. RefSeq lists its product as uncharacterized. Bases 151 to 951 code for a protein of 266 amino acids. NCBI's taxonomy places the organism in Eukaryota, Metazoa, Chordata, Actinopteri, Cypriniformes, Leuciscidae. The record is from RefSeq and is a predicted model, not a curated record. The transcript has 2 exons.
GUUUUUGAGCCGUUUCCGCUCUACAUCCUAAACUCCUCCCGUUUAUGCAAUCCACUUCCGUUCUGGCGGGCUGGUAAUGCUACCUAGCUCCGUUGUGCCGACAAAGCACUGAUAUCGCAGUGACAAAGAGGAUAACAAUUAACUUACAACAUGAAUAAAAGUGGUUCGGGAACGACGUGUGCGGUAGUUGGGUGCAAAAACUCGCGAAAGCACCUGAACGAGUGGUUAGAUAGAGAGUGUUACGACCACAAACCAGCUACGAAGAGGCAAUGUCCAUGCGCUCCAUUGUUUACAUUUUUUCGCAAGCCUGAUACCGACUCGGAAUCAAGGACCUGGCUGAAGGCAUUGAAUCUAAAGAAACCACCCCGCAUCGUUUUUGUUUGUUCCUAUCACUUUGUUGACCAAAAACCAACCAAGGAUAAUCCUUUCCCAGAGUUGUGGUUGGGAUACAAUCGCCCUCCCCAGCCAAAGAGGCGUCAACUCACCCAGCGGACCACUGUCUCCACCCAGAGAAAGAAACGCAGACUUGCAUCUGAGGAUGCUCCUGAAACCUGUCAGCCUGCCUGUGAGGCCGAGCCUGCUACACCAAAAUUUCGAGAUGCCCAGACCCAAUGGGAGGAUCCGUCACAUAUUGACCACAUGUACUGUUCAACAACACAGUCUGUUAAAGUAGACAAGGCCACACAGUGCGAGGCAGAAAUGGGUCCUACUGUGACUAGCACCACGGUCAUUGAUGAUGCUAGUUCCCGGCUGUAUACAGGAGUGCGUAUGGUUCAAUUUUUCACCCUGGUGACAGUGUUGUUGCCUUUCAGUAAGCUAUCAAUUACCCUUCCUGUUGUUGACCAAAUCCUGAUGACCUUGAUGAAGCUAAAACUAAACCUAAUAUUAGGAGAUAUUGCUCAUCGCUCAUCGCUUCAAUGUGUCUACAUCCAUGGCAAGCAUUGUGAUUAG